Beta vulgaris subsp. vulgaris (sugar beet) is the source of this 585-nucleotide messenger RNA. RefSeq lists its product as uncharacterized. Gene Ontology annotation, biological process: DNA integration. The transcript is spliced from 2 exons. Gene Ontology annotation, molecular function: nucleic acid binding. The record is from RefSeq and is a predicted model, not a curated record. Bases 1 to 585 code for a protein of 194 amino acids. NCBI's taxonomy places the organism in Eukaryota, Viridiplantae, Streptophyta, Magnoliopsida, Caryophyllales, Amaranthaceae.
AUGCCUCUCAACACUAUUCUUGAAGUGGAGGUAUUUGAUGUGUGGGGUGUAGAUUUCAUGGGUCCGUUCCCUUCCUCUUAUGGGAACAAGUAUAUUCUGGUUGCUGUGGACUAUGUCUCCAAAUGGGUGGAGGCUCUUGCUUCUCCCAGUAAUGAUGCUCGUGUGGUUAGUAAAUUCUUCAAGAAAAUUAUUUUUCCUCGCUUUGGCAUUCCACGGGUUUUGAUUAGUGAUGGAGGUAAGCAUUUUCUGGAGAAUAAAUUUGAAGCUAUGCUUAAGAAGUAUGGUGUGCAUCAUAGGGUGGGACUUUCAUACCAUCCCCAAACUAGUGGCCAAGUGGAGAUUUCCAACCGUGAGAUAAAAACUAUCCUAGAGAAGACGGUUGCGAGACCACGGAAAGAUUGGGCUGCUAAACUUGAUGACGCAUUAUGGGCUUACAGGACAACAUUCAAGACCCCUAUAGUGGAGCUUUGGAACCGUCAAGAUGGCACUUUCAAGGUAAAUGGCCACAGAUUGAAGCAUUACCGAGUUGGAGAUCCUAUUGCUGAGAGAGUUGACAUCAUACUCUCCAUCCCUUCAUCUAAGUGA